This is a messenger RNA of Arabidopsis thaliana (thale cress), 1260 nucleotides long. Its product is annotated as NAD(P)-binding Rossmann-fold superfamily protein. The record is from RefSeq and is marked reviewed. The coding region runs from base 192 to 1058 and encodes 288 amino acids. The transcript has a single exon. NCBI's taxonomy places the organism in Eukaryota, Viridiplantae, Streptophyta, Magnoliopsida, Brassicales, Brassicaceae.
UAAACAAAUUGUCGAUCUGAUGAUGAAAUAAUUAAGAGUGUAAGUAUAGGACCGUCUUUUGUUAUGGAUGGGACUUGUUCGAGUCUGGUAUAUACAGAUUAAAUAUCUUCUGACACUUCUAUUUUUAUAUCACUAAGUUUUUUCAUGUGCUUCUUCUUCUCCAUCGAACAUAAACAGAGAAAACAAUCAAUAUGAGCAAUCAUCAAACUUUGACUUUUGUUUUUGGAGAGAAGGAGGUGUUGAAGCAAUUGGAGCCGUGGUGUGAACUUAAAGACAAAGUGGUUCUUGUGACAGGAGCUUCCUCUGGUAUAGGAAGAGAGAUCUGUCUUGAUCUAGGCAAAGCUGGUUGUAAGAUUAUUGCAGUAGCUCGUCGUGUCGAUCGUCUCAACUCUCUCUGCUCUGAAAUCAACAGCUCCAGUUCAACUGGAAUCCAAGCCGCGGCUCUUAAGCUAGACGUUACAUCAGACGCAGCCACCAUUCAAAAAGUGGUUCAGGGAGCUUGGGGAAUCUUUGGAAAGAUCGAUGCGUUGAUCAACAAUGCCGGGAUCAGAGGCAAUGUCAAGUCGAGUUUGGAUUUGUCAAAGGAAGAAUGGGACAACGUCUUCAAGACCAACUUAACGGGACCUUGGUUAGUAUCUAAAUAUGUUUGUGUUCUAAUGCGUGAUGCUAAACUAGGUGGCUCGGUGAUAAACAUCUCAUCGAUUGCCGGGAUUCGCGGUAUAUUGCCCGGUGCACUUGCAUAUGCUUGUUCCAAAAUAGGUGUUGAUACCAUGUCAAAGAUGAUGGCAGUUGAGUUAGGUGUGCACAAGAUCAGAGUGAACUCGAUUGCGCCCGGGAUUUUCAAGUCAGAGAUCACACAAGGUCUUAUGCAAAAGGAGUGGUUCAAGAAUGUGACCGAGAGGACUGUACCAUUAAAGCUGCAACAGACCGUUGAUCCAGGGAUAACUUCUCUCGUACGCUAUCUCAUCCAUGACUCUUCUCAAUAUAUAUCCGGGAAUACAUAUAUUGUUGAUUCCGGAGCUACAUUGCCCGGUGUGCCCAUCUUUUCAUCUCUCUGAAAUUCGAACCUUAUAUGUUCUGCUUGUGUGCAAUAAUAAGUGAAUACAUGUAGGAACAUAUUCCAUGUUUUUCAUUAGUAAUUGCAUUAACUGUAAACCAAUUCUUUUUUUUAUCAAAAAUUUCAUCUGUACAAAAUGGUGGGCCUUUGGGCCCAAUAUAUUUUGAUUCCCUGAUUCUUUUUUUACUUGGUUGAAUUUUGUU